Messenger RNA from Nilaparvata lugens (brown planthopper), 274 nucleotides. Its product is annotated as peptide transporter family 1-like. The transcript has a single exon. Lineage: Eukaryota; Metazoa; Arthropoda; Insecta; Hemiptera; Delphacidae. The coding region runs from base 1 to 270 and encodes 89 amino acids. The record is from RefSeq and is a predicted model, not a curated record.
AUGAAAUCGGUGACAUUGGCCAUGUGGUAUCUGUCGAUAGCGCUAGGAAACCUGAUUGUUAUCAUUGUCACCGAGGUCAAGCCUUUCAGGAGUCAGAAAGCCGAAUUCCUAUUCUACACAAUCCUCGCCGUUUGCACAAUGACUCAAUUUAUGACAAUAAUUGCACGAUACGAUUUAGAACCAGAAAAGCCUACAGCUCCAAAAAUUGCAACCUCAUAUUUGGCUGUUGAUGGCACACCUCUAGUGUUUGGAGAAUCCUUGAAUGAAUAGACUU